CAGCUGGACAGUUGACAGAGUCAUACAAUGGUACAGUACCUAGACUCUGCUAGGGAGACUACCUCCACCCACGAGGAGCUGAUGGAUGACUUACGUCAAUGGACAGAGCCUCCAGUCAAGACUGCAGAGCCUCAGGUCUUCAAGAGGCAAAUCGUCUGGUUCCCCAACGCUCUUGGCUUCCUGGCCCUCCAUGUCGGGGCUGUCUACGGCAUAUUCCUGGGACUUGUUUAUGCAAAGGCCUACACACUUAUCUGGUGUGUAUGCUUGAUGGUAUUAGCAGGACAAGGUGUUACUAUGGGAGCUCAUAGGCUCUACUCUCACAAGGCAUUCAAAGCCAAACCUGGGCUCAGGCUUGCAUUGGUGCUUCUUCAGACAAUGGCUGGGCAGAACUGCCUUUACAUCUGGGUGAGAGAUCACCGGCAGCAUCACAAGUACAGCGACACGGACGCAGACCCCCAUAACGCCCGACGAGGGUUCUUCUUCUCCCACAUCGGGUGGCUCAUGUGUCGCAAACACCCUGAGGUCAUUGCCAAGGGGAAAACCAUCAACAUGAGUGACCUGGAGGCCGACCCCUUCGUCAUGUUCCAGAAGAAGUACUACAAGACAUUGUACACGCUGUUGUCGCUGGGGUUGCCAAUGAUGGUCCCUGUUUGGCUGUGGGGUGAAGACCCUUAUAUUUCAUUUAUGACCUGCUUCCUCGGUAGAACCAUCCUCAGUCUCAAUCUGACGUGGUUGGUGAACAGCGCAGCUCACAAGUUUGGCAACCGACCAUACACCAGAGACAUAGUUCCAGUGGAAUCUCAGUUUGUGUCUAUGAUAGCGAUGGGAGAAGGUUGGCACAACUACCACCACACAUUCCCAUGGGACUACAAGGCGGCUGAGCUCGGACAGAAGUGGAACUUGACCACCACGCUGCUUGACACCUUUGCCCGCUGGGGCUGGGCGUACGACCUCCGUGCAGCCUCCCCAGCGAUGGUACUACACAGGAUACAGCGGCGAGGGGAUGGCACCCAUCCGUGGUCCACUGAGGAUCAAUUCAGCUCUGAGGAGAUUUUUGAGAGGAAGUUGCUCAGAAGUACUGGUCUUUGAUGGUCGUUUCUAGUCUAUAAGGCUGCAAUCUGCAAACUGAAAUUUGUGAUAUUAGUGUUAAUAACUUAUUCAGGGUGUGCGGUUGUGAUUUUAAUAAAAUGUUUUCUUUGUAUGGUUUUUUA
Messenger RNA from Macrosteles quadrilineatus (aster leafhopper), 1211 nucleotides. RefSeq names its product acyl-CoA Delta-9 desaturase-like. The transcript has 6 exons. Gene Ontology annotation, cellular component: endoplasmic reticulum membrane. Lineage: Eukaryota; Metazoa; Arthropoda; Insecta; Hemiptera; Cicadellidae. Bases 28 to 1089 code for a protein of 353 amino acids. Gene Ontology annotation, biological process: unsaturated fatty acid biosynthetic process. Gene Ontology annotation, molecular function: iron ion binding; stearoyl-CoA 9-desaturase activity. The record is from RefSeq and is a predicted model, not a curated record.